AUGUCAGCCUCGAAUCCUCUCAUCAACUCGCCCCACGCCGCCCUCGGUCGGCAUCCCGAUCUGCCGUACGCCAACCGCCCCAAACGAUCCGACUCCAUUCAGUUCGAUCAUCCGGCUCCGCGCGGUGUCUUCGGCCCAGCCCAUGCCAUGAUGCCGGAUUUCAGUGACGAGGCCACCUUUGUGCCCACUACGCUCGCCGAGCGUCUGCUCGAACGCACCUACCUAGACGACGUCGUGCAGCCUCUCGUCCGAGCCCUCGUCGGAGCUCGAAUGGUCUACGGCGUCAACGGCGAGGCUCCCACCGAGAGGUCCCAAGCUUAUGUCGAUCUCGAGAAACUCCGCCGCGAACUCGAGCGAUCCACACAGCGAGCUCGCCACGCCGAACAGGAGCGCGAUGAUCUUGCCCGCCGUCUCGACCUCGCAGGUGUGCCCGAUGCUCCUCGAGAACGCGCCGAACGACAUUCCGAGCAUCUAGGCCCCAGCGAUCACAUCACUUCGUCGUCCCGCAGUCAGCAACACCCGCCGCAGCCGAUGAUGGGGGUCAAACGCUCUCGUCCUGGAGACUACGAGCCGCGCCCCUCUGCGCCUGGCUCCAACGCUGUAUCCGUCAAUGUGGCUCACGGCGACGGCCCUGGCGCUUCCGUCACGAUCACCACUGAGGCACCGCACAGCACCCCCGUUGGCAUGACCUCGCGCCCUCACCACGACCAAAUGUCUCCGCCUGGAUCCUACUCCGGCCACCCAGGCUCUUCUCGACACCGAUCCUACGCAGACCUGCACCACGAUCCGCACGACGGUCCCGAUCCGCGACACUCCACUCGCAUGCCGCUCGGCCCGCCGACACACGAGACCGACUUCGCCUACGCGGACGACCGAGGGGAUCGCUACAACGGCCAACCUCCCCACCGUCCGCCCCUGGCCCCUCGCUACGGUGCCCGCUCCCCCCAAUCCAGCUCGGCCUACCUCACCUCCAGCAGUGAUCGUUCCUCCAUGCCCACCUUAACGACCUAUCCCUCAACUUCAUCAUCCACCUCCUUCACGCCAGCCUACUCAUCGGUGCACUACGACCACGCAAACGAAGCGGACGAUCUCGAGCGUUCGCGCAAGGUUCCUCGCCACGACAUGGAUCCGCCGACGCACCCCGUCUCGCGACCGGGGAGCUUCAUGCUCACCCCCUCGUCCGAAUCUAGCUAUCCGAUCCGCAAGCUGGCUUCAACGAAGAAUCGCACAUGCAGCAGCUGUGCCGCGCCGCACGAUGCCAAGUUUCGCCGUGGGCCCAACGGCCCUGGCACGCUGUGCGACCGCUGCGGAUCGCGGUGGAAGAAGUUCAAGGAGCAGGAGAGUGCGAGUAAGCGCGAGUCGAUGGGUGGUGAUUCAGCGGCAAGUGCUGCGGCGAGUGCUGCGGCGCAGGCGAGACUCAGCUCGGCCAGUGCCAGCAGCGAAUCGCCCAUGGAGCCGCCUAGUGGUGGCAGUGGACGGGAGGAGAGUGCCGAGGGAAGAAGGGGACCGAAUGUAUCCCCUGGAGAUGCGGCGAGGAGGGAGAGCGACGAUGCGCAGAUGCAAAGGGAGAGGAGCGCUAGUGUGGAUCAAUUGAUCGACGAUUGA
Messenger RNA from Kalmanozyma brasiliensis GHG001, 1605 nucleotides. RefSeq names its product Zinc finger, GATA-type. Gene Ontology annotation, biological process: regulation of DNA-templated transcription. Lineage: Eukaryota; Fungi; Basidiomycota; Ustilaginomycetes; Ustilaginales. The record is from RefSeq and is a predicted model, not a curated record. Bases 1 to 1605 code for a protein of 534 amino acids. Gene Ontology annotation, molecular function: sequence-specific DNA binding; zinc ion binding. The transcript has a single exon.